AUGGCCUUAACAGAAUCGUUUUAUCCGAACAUCUCUUCCCCAUUGCUAGCAGAAUCUGACACAACUAUCCUAGACGUUCUCACCAGCUCUCGAUGGCAAGGCGUGCAAAAAUUCUCCAGAAGGGAUGCUGCUUUAGACCCAUUAUUGCUCGCAGUAGCUGCGUCUGCAGGCACCCACACAACCCGAAAUCAUUAUCACCAUGAUUUCUUUCCCGGUGCCCAAGCCGAUGCUGCCGCUCGGCCCAAGCGCGGUACAGAGAACACAAACAAGCCUCAGGAGCGCAAGCGUAUGUCAUAUGUCAGCAAGCAAGGCCCUCGAAGACUACGCUUGCAGCCCACCAUUUCUUCCCAACCAGCCUCCCAAGCUAUCUCGUUGGUUGGACUAUCACCCACAUCCUCUAUAGAAGUUAAAUGCAUGGCUCGUACACGUAUACCCACCCCACAUGGUCCAGUUUUCUUACAUCUCUACCACAAUAAUCGAGACAGCAAGGAGCAUCUUGCCAUUGUCGUAGACCCGGCACAAUACUCGGACGAUAGUUCUGUUCUGGCACCACCAAUCCGCAGCCGUUCUUUAGAUGCUGUAUGGAGUGAUGACGAAACAGACAUGGACCGCAUCAUACGCGGGGCAUACGUAGGAAAACUAUCUGCUACAUCCCAACACCCAUCUCGUCCUUCACCGCAUCAACCAUCUCCCACAUCCUCCAUUCCAUCUCCACUUGUUCGUAUUCACUCCGAGUGUUUCACUGGUGAAACAGUGGGCAGCAUUCGCUGCGACUGUGGUGAACAGCUGGACGAAGCUAUCCGCCUCAUUUCUCAACCAAUAUCUCUUCCCGACAACGCAUCACCUAAUUCAAGGACGAUGCCAGGCCGGGGUGCUGUAGUUUAUUUGAAGCAGGAAGGUCGUGGAAUCGGUCUUCUCUCCAAAAUACGCGCCUAUAAUUUGCAGGAUUUGGGCCACGACACGGUCACAGCCAAUUUGAUGCUCGGGCAUCAGGCCGAUGAACGUGGGUACGAAAUUGCAGUCGCCAUUUUGCGUGACCUUGGGCUUGGUUCAGAGCUUGGCGAGGGCGUUCGGCUAUUGACAAAUAACCCUGACAAAGUUCAAGCUCUUGAGAAAGAGGGCCUGAGGGUCGUAGAGCGGGUGCAGAUGGUGCCUAGAAGCUGGAGACAACGCUCUCACUCACAUGCGGACACGGGAGAGGCUGGCCUGGGUAAAGCCGCAGGUGUGACUAUGAUCGGCGGAGAGGCGGUCAGAGGGGAGGACUUGGACAAGUACCUCCGCACCAAAAUUCUCCGCAUGGGGCAUAUGUUGCCGCUUUAUUUGGCAGACGGGCAAGCCGCGUCAUGA
Molecule: messenger RNA, 1347 nt
Organism: Suillus bovinus
Lineage: Eukaryota; Fungi; Basidiomycota; Agaricomycetes; Boletales; Suillaceae
Product: GTP cyclohydrolase II-domain-containing protein
Exons: 1
Coding region: 1-1347 (448 amino acids)
Biological process (GO): riboflavin biosynthetic process
Molecular function (GO): GTP cyclohydrolase II activity
Source: RefSeq, a predicted model, not a curated record